Molecule: messenger RNA, 3017 nt
Organism: Serinus canaria (Common canary)
Lineage: Eukaryota; Metazoa; Chordata; Aves; Passeriformes; Fringillidae
Gene: FAM171B
Product: family with sequence similarity 171 member B
Exons: 8
Coding region: 3-2330 (775 amino acids)
Source: RefSeq, a predicted model, not a curated record
UGAUGCUGAUGAUGGGGCGGCCGCCCCCCGCCGGCGCCGCCGCCACCCGCCCGCAGCAGCAGCGAGCGGCGCUGCCCAGGGGCGUCCCCGCCGCGGCAUCAGGAUCAGUUUUUACCCUAAAAGUUCAAGUAAAUGACAUCAUCAGCCAUCAGUACCUGCGCCAAGCAGUGGUCGAGGUAUUUGUUAACUACACCCUGACAAAUUCUACUCUCACGGGGAACAAUGGAGCAGUGUUGAUAAAAGUCCCCUACAAACUGGGAUUAAGCUUAACUAUUGUCUCAUACAAGGAUGGCUACCUGCUGACACCUUUGCCUUGGAAGACUGCAAGGAUGCCAAUCUACUCGUCCGUGACACUCUCAUUAUUCCCACAAAGUCAAGCUAAUAUAUGGCUGUUUGAAGAUACUGUCAUAAUUACUGGAAAACUGUCUGAUGCCAAAUCUCAACCAAGUGUUCAGUUUCCAAAAUCUUUAAUGAAGCUUCCAACAAAUCACAUUGCAAAUCUUACAGCGUAUCUGACAGUGCCAGAGCAAUUUUUGAAAGUGGACAGCUUUCUGUAUACAACAGGAAUUAUUCUAAAUAAAUCAGGUUUCAAAAGCAUGGAAUUAACUCCUCUUGCUGCCAUAUGUGUAAAUGUUCUUUUGGCUGGGAAAGAACUGAACAUAAAGGGUCCCAUUCAGAUUACCCUUCCUCUUCCCACAACUGCUGUAAAAUCAGGAGAUGCUGUACCUGCCUGGACAUUUGAUAUGAAAAUUGGUGCUUGGGUAAACCGUGGGCUAGGAGUGGUGAAGGAAGUGGAUGGCCAGUUAGUAUGGACAUACACUGCUCAGCACUUGGGCUACUGGAUAGCAGCUCCACUGCCUGGAGCAAGAGAAUCCAUUAUUAGUGCUGUUUCCAAGGACAUAACAGCCUAUCACACCGUGUUCCUUACGGCCAUACUGGGAGGAACUGUUGUCAUUAUCAUUGGAUUUUUUGCUGUUCUUCUUUGUUACUGCAGGGAUAAAUGUCAUCGGACACAGAAGAAGGAAAAAAACUCAACCAAGCUGGAGGUCAUAAAAAAAGACCAGACAACGUCAACAACUCACAUAAAUCACAUCAGUGCUGUCAAAGGGUCUUUAAAGGUGGAGGAUAAGUCACAGUUAUAUACACCGAAGAUUUCUUCAUACAGCCCUCAAAGGAGACUGUCCAUGGACACACAGGAUGGAAAAUCACAAGACAAUUUUAAAAUCUACUCAGAGGAUGCUUCUUAUCAGUCAUCCUGUCAGACUGGUCAGGUAGGAAAUUCAGCCCAUUCAGUGGAGCCUAGUGCUGGAGUGAGGCUUUUACAGCAGCCAAAGCACAGUAACAGUACUAUUUCCCAGGCUCCCAGGGACAUUUCAGACCAAAACAGGUACCUUUCACUGAAAGAGGAGAUGUACGGCCUUUCCCAUAUCCCAGAACAUCUAAUGCAUAUUUACAAUCAGCCUAUUGCUAUUCUUCAAACCUCAGACCUUUUCCACUCCCCAGAACAACUGCAUCCUGCUAAAUCAGCAACUUUGCCAAGGAAAGGGCAGCUGGUGUAUGGCCCCAUGACGGAGCCCAUGAAUCGGGACAGUUACAUGCAAACACUCCCCAAAAUGCCAGUGCACUCUCAUCCCCAGCCUUCUGCCUGCAGAGAUGAGAACAGUGCCCUGGAUGGUGAAGAGGGCUUGCCUUCCCAGGCAUCCAGCUGGGGCAGGUACACCAACAGCUUACUGGAAUCUGUCUCUGUUCCUGGGACACUGAAUGAAGCAGUUGUAAUGACUCCAUUUUCAUCUGAACUUCAAGGGAUUUCAGAGCAAACGCUGCUGGAGCUCUCUAAAGGAAAACCAUCUCCGCAUCCUCGAGCAUGGUUUGUGUCCUUGGAUGGAAAGCCAAUUGCUCAAGUGAGGCAUUCUUUCAUAGAUCUGAAAAAGGGCAAAAAAACUGAGAGUAAUGAUACCAGUCUGGACUCUGGUGUGGACAUGAAUGAGCAUCAUCCUAACAGGAAACUGGAGAGAGAGAAAACUUUCAUUAAAAGUAUGCCACAUUCUAAGAUUCUUUACUUGGAAGAUGUGGAUCUGAGUAGCAGUGAAAGUGGGACCACUGUUUGCACUCCAGAGGACCAGGUGGUGAGACAUAUUAUGGAAGGAGGGAACAGGGCAGUCCUAGAACAACAUAAUGAGGAAGGUCUAAGGAAAAAAUCUCUGCCAGGAAGUCAUGAAUCUUGUAUCCCUUCUGCUAAAAAAAGGGAUAGACCACCUCUCAUGAAAAGAGAUAGCAAAACCAAUAUCUGGAAGAAAAGAGAGGAGAGGCCGCUUAUUCCUAUAAAUUAAAACACAGUGUGCUUUGUGCUGUUGCUCUCCCUGCUGGUUGUUGAUCUCUUGCCUGCUUCUGUAAUUCUGCAGUGUUGGGUUUACAAGGGAAAUGUUGCUUUCUAGUAUCAAGAAAAGUUUCAUUUUUUAAUGUAAAGAUUGAGUUACCAAACUUCAGCUGGGCAACUGAUAUUCCAUGUGAAUUGAAAAUAGGGAAAUGCUACUAUUAAACUUUUCCAGUUCCUAAUUUUACUAACAGUAUGAGGAAGGCCCACAUUUCACUUGGCCUGUCAUUCUUGGACACACCUUUGGGAACGCACAAUGAGAAAUGUAGGCACAUGAUUUAAUUUUUUUGUACUUGUUGCUAAUUCAAUGGUAGCCUAGUUAAAGCCAUUCCUAGCCUUGUUCCUAAUCAACGUGACCAUCUGUACAGUAUUUUAUAUGUGAACUUUUCUAGCUAUCUGUUACUACUCCUUUGUACAAUGUGAAAUGCUUCACCCGUUGGUCCCACGACACCAGCAGAUGAGCUCUGCUGGAUUUAUCAGCAGAGCGCUAUAGCAUUACUGCCCUCCCUGUGUGUCCAUCCAUGUGCAAUCCCAUACAACACUGGUGGAAAGGGAAGUCUACAAGUGUGGCCACUGCAGUUCAUGGUCCCCACUACCUUAAGGUGUUGCCCAUCUGCUUUGUUUAGACCUGCUUUGUUAUGCC